Penicillium daleae is the source of this 864-nucleotide messenger RNA. RefSeq lists its product as uncharacterized. The coding region runs from base 1 to 864 and encodes 287 amino acids. The record is from RefSeq and is a predicted model, not a curated record. The transcript has a single exon. Gene Ontology annotation, molecular function: dioxygenase activity. Lineage: Eukaryota; Fungi; Ascomycota; Eurotiomycetes; Eurotiales; Aspergillaceae.
AUGACAACUGUAAGCACAGUGACGACGACUAUCAUCCUCGAGUCCGAGAAACCACACUCCUCCGCCCCUCUCGAGACAGUAAAAUACGCCGAUCUUCUAGAAAAAGAUGCCCUCGAAACCUCUAAACUCCUCCGAUCCUGCCAAAGUCCCGGAUUCUUCUACCUGGAUAUCUCCGGCACAAAUUCCUACUUCAACGGCGACGCCUAUCUGGAAAAUAUCCGAUCGCUGUCCCAGCAACAAGAAGAGUACUUUUCGCAACCCUUCCAUGCCAAGAUGAAAGACUAUCUCGACGUUUCCGCUGAAAAGGGUUACCGAUAUGCGCCGGACAGCGAGACAUUCGACGUACCAGCCAGUUCCUUUCACGAGGAGGAUAUACCAUCUCCUCUAGAUGCUUUGUCGAUAUAUUUCAUGAUGGCACAUGCACACGCAAUUGCGACCACACUGAUUCGCAGUUUGUCACCAUUUAUCGGCAAUGAAGAUGUACGGAAAUAUGUAACGUCCGCCCAUGAUGAAAACGAUGUAUCGCUCUCCGGGUUGAGACUGGAGAAUCUCCUGGCCGAGGAAAAGGAAAAGCAAGGGUAUUAUUAUUCCCCAGGAUGUACCGACGGAGGGUCAAUCUCACUGCGCUAUUGCGAUGAGGCGAUGAUUGAAUAUUUAGACGUUGAGACGGGGGGUUGGGCAUGUAUUGAACCACGCAGGAAUUGCCUGGUUGUAAACGUGGGGGAUAUGUUGCGCGCAGCUAGCCAGGGCCAGUUUCAGAGUCCGCUGCAUCGUGUGGGACAUCCGUUGGUUGGGGUUCAAGAUCGUGGAUGUGUAACGUAUCAUCUAUGGCCUGCGGAUGACUUGGGGUGGCGUGGGAGAUGA